AUGGAAAUGAAUUUCUAUAUGGCCAUCAGCCUUCUCCAACAGCCAUUUGAACAGCUUCUUCAAGAAUGCCCACCCAAUUGCAUCUUGGUGGACAUGAUGUUUACUUGGGCUUCAGAGGCUGCCUCUAAAUUUGGGAUUCCAAGGCUAUGUUUCCACGGAACUGGUUUUUUCCCUCUAUGUCUCUACUAUAGUUUAAAUGAGCAUCAACCAUACAAAACCGUAACAUCUGACGAUGAACCCGUCACGGUACCAGGUCUUCCAGACCAAAUAGAGUUCACAAGACGACAACUUUCAGUUGGUGUGGAAGAAGAAAUAGAUAACGAAUUGUUGACUAAGAUGGUGGAGCAAGGUAUACAAGCAGAGAUUUCAAGCUAUGGGAUUGUGGUGAACAGUUUCCAUGAGCUGGAACCAGCUUACUCAGAUCACUAUAGGAAGGUUAUGGGAAGAAAGGCAUGGCAUAUUGGCCCUGUUUCACUUUGCAACACAGACAUCAAUGACAAAGCACAACCAGGAGAAAUAGCUUCCGUUAGUGAACAUGAAUGUUUGAGAUGGCUGGACUCGAAAGAACCCAACUCGGUUCUCUAUGUAUGCUUUGGAAGCAUGGCCAGAUUUUCUGUCGCUCAGCUACUUGAGAUGGCUAUGGGGCUGGAAGCUUCUGGACAACACUUCAUUUGGUUUGUGAGAGAGGAAGGGCAUAAAAGUAGCGAAGAAAAGGAUGAAUGGUGUCUUGAAGAAUUUGAGAAGAAAAUGGAGGGAAAAGGUCUGAUAAUAAGGGGAUGGGCACCCCAGACGGUGAUUCUAGAUCAUGAAACCGUUGGAGGGUUCAUGACUCAUUGUGGAUGGAACUCAACUCUGGAGAGUGUCGCUGCUGGGUUGCCAAUGGUCACAUCAUUCACAUGGCCUCUCUCGGCAGAGCAAUUUUACAAUGAAAAGCUGGUUACAGAUGUUCUGAAAAUAGGAGUGGCAAUUGGAACCCAGGAAUGGUCAAGAUGGUUUGAAGAUAAAAAGACUAUAGUGAAGAGGGAGGAUAUAAAGAAGGCAGUGAAUCAGUUAAUGGUUGGUGAAGAAGCAGAAGAAAUGAGAAACCGAGCCAAGUCAUUCAAAGAGAUGGCAAAGAGAGCUACUGAAGAAGAAGGAUCUUCAAACUCUGAUCUGAAUGCUUUGUUAGAAGAAUUAAAGUUAAACUGCCCUUAG
Molecule: messenger RNA, 1194 nt
Organism: Pistacia vera
Lineage: Eukaryota; Viridiplantae; Streptophyta; Magnoliopsida; Sapindales; Anacardiaceae
Product: scopoletin glucosyltransferase-like
Exons: 1
Coding region: 1-1194 (397 amino acids)
Molecular function (GO): UDP-glycosyltransferase activity
Source: RefSeq, a predicted model, not a curated record